AUGUCUUCACCAUCUCCAUAUCCUACUUCAAGUUACACCACCCCUCAUCGAAACUCUCAAUCCUACUCUGGCAUAGAUCCAAAUGCUCCUCCACCACCACCACCAAAACCAAAUUCCCAAGAUGUGAGUCGUCAAGGUACACCUGCGGGAACCGGGAAUCAAUCAUUUCCUAGAUCUGGAGAAAAAACAUCAAUGCAAUACGAAGAAAGACAUGAUGAUUCUCCACGAGAACAACCUCAACAGAUACAAGAUCCUGGGGAUCAAUGGCUUCCGAAAAUGUUAAAGGAUAAAUCGAAACAAGACCUCGCAUCCACUUUAUCCAACCCUGCCCUCUUAGCCGCUCUUACACACUCAACAUCAACCGCACAUCCAUCCAUUUCCGCAUCACAAGAACCAUUAACAUCCGCAUUGAAUGAGAAUAUCGCACUAGCAACCCAUCUAUUGGAAGUCGAAUCUCGACUCGAUCACCUGCGCUCUUCAACCCAAGAUCAAUUACUAUCCGCACAUGCAUUGGAACGUCAAUGGAAACAAAAACAGUCAGAGAUGGAUAGAGCGUUAGCGCCCUUCUCACCGAGCUCACUAUAUCAAAGAUUAGGACAAGGAGUUCAAGAACAGGAAAUGAUAUGUAGGGCAAUGGAAGAGAGUUUUCUUGAGGGUGAUGGAGUUGCUACGGAGAAAGAAGCGAGUGAUUGGGUUCGAAAGUUUAGGGAGACGAAGAAAGUCUAUUACUCAAGGAGAGAGCGGAAGGAAAGGUGGGAUGAAGGAAGGGUUGGGGGCUGGAGAUGA
Messenger RNA from Sclerotinia borealis F-4128, 786 nucleotides. The record is from the annotation of a GenBank genome assembly. Lineage: Eukaryota; Fungi; Ascomycota; Leotiomycetes; Helotiales; Sclerotiniaceae.